UUUUAUUUAUUCUGUUUGUGUUUUUUCAAGUUUAUUUGUGUUUCUGUUUUUCAAGUUUCUCUGUUUGUAUUUUAUAAUUCUGAUUUUACAAGUUUUGUAUUUCUGUAUUUUAAGUUUCUCCUGUGUGUUUUAUUCAAGUUUUACAUUUAUUCUGACUUUCAUGUUUUAUAUUUCUUCUGUUUUGUGUUUCUCUAUAAUUCUGAUUUUCAAGUUUAUUUGUAUUUCUGUUUUUGUGUUUUACUUUUCAAGUUUGUAUUUUUUUCAAGUUUUGUAUUUAUUCUGGUUUUUAAGUUUAUUGUUUCUAAAUCAGAAUAAGUUUCUUUUUUCAAGUUUAAUUUAUUUUAUAAGGAAAAAAGUUUCAAAACUUGCUAAUAAAAACACACACAACUUUAUGAUCUUUCCACCCUUUUAUUACAGGUGA
Molecule: messenger RNA, 421 nt
Organism: Meloidogyne enterolobii
Lineage: Eukaryota; Metazoa; Nematoda; Chromadorea; Rhabditida; Meloidogynidae
Source: the annotation of a GenBank genome assembly